Acanthamoeba castellanii str. Neff is the source of this 864-nucleotide messenger RNA. RefSeq lists its product as uncharacterized. The record is from RefSeq and is a predicted model, not a curated record. Gene Ontology annotation, molecular function: protein binding; ubiquitin-like ligase-substrate adaptor activity. Gene Ontology annotation, cellular component: SCF ubiquitin ligase complex. The annotation marks the transcript as partial. NCBI's taxonomy places the organism in Eukaryota, Discosea, Longamoebia, Acanthamoebidae. Gene Ontology annotation, biological process: protein polyubiquitination. The transcript is spliced from 5 exons.
AUGGCAGCGCUGAGCGACGACGACUCGCUUUGGCGACUGCUCUACGCUCGCGCGUGGGGCCGAGGCGUGGGCGCCAACGCCCUCUUCGCCCAUCCCGCCACUCACAAUCACACAAGCCCCAUCUCCAAUGCCCGUGUGACCCCACGCGGCUGUACGGGAUCGGGGGCAGAUGCAAGGGGGGAGUCGUGGAAGGGGCGGGCGAAGGAGAGCCUGCGCGUGUGGACCAACUGGAAGCGGGGCGACUACGGAGAGGAGAAGCUCAUGGGCCACCGAUCAUCGAUCUACGCCCUCCAGCUCGCUCGCAGCAGCAGCAGCAACAACAACAACAACAACGCACGUGGCGACGGUGACGUGCUCAUCUCGGCCUCUGCCGACGGACUCAUCAAGGUGUGGGAUCUGGAGUCCAUGAAGGCAAUCGCCACCGAGGAGAACCACAGAGCCGGGGUUGGUUGGGUCGUCCGCGUCUGCAUCGGACGGGUUUCGAUCCACCUGUGGAACUUCACCCACCCGACCCGAACGUCAUCAUCAUCAUCAUCAUCGUCAUCAUCGUCGUCAUCAUCAUCAUCAUCAUCAUCAUCAUCAUCAUCAUCAUCAUCAUCAUCAUCAUCAUCAUCGGGAUCACCUCCGCCGGAGGGAGGGCCGAUCCUGCGGCAGGUGCGGACGCUCUACCACCCGGGUGUGUACUCCAUCCAGCUCGAUGCCCAACUGGACUGCGUCAUGACCGGCUCCAGCUCCGACGCAGAUGUGAAGGUGUGGUCAUUGGGGACUGGUCAGGAGUCGACGACGCUACGGGGCCACAAGGCAGGCCUGUGCGCGCUGCAGUUCGACGAUCAACGUCUGGUGACGGCCUCCGAGGAUCGCACG